This is a messenger RNA of Rattus rattus (black rat), 2333 nucleotides long. It is a transcript of the gene Rnf149, whose product is annotated as ring finger protein 149. The record is from RefSeq and is a predicted model, not a curated record. Lineage: Eukaryota; Metazoa; Chordata; Mammalia; Rodentia; Muridae.
CAGACCCUCGCGCACGCGCACUCCUCAAGCCCGCGGGCAGGUCCCCACCCCUUCCGUUGCCACGCCCCAACCACGCCCCUCCAGGUACGCGUGCGCCGCGGGCCCGCCCCCGCCGCGCUCGGCGGUGCUCGGCGGUCUCUCGCGAGCUGCGGUCGCCUCUUCAGAGCAGCAGGCCGGCUGGAGCGAGCGGUCUCUCUCUCUUCCUCGCGCUCUUCCUCAGCGGCCCGGCCGGGCGGCCAUGGCGGCGCGGCGGCGGCCCGCGGCUGGCGUGGGAGCCCGGGACGCGCUCGCGGUGCUUGCGCUGGCCUUGUGUGCUCCCGGGGUGGGCGGCGGGGCACUCGAGUGGUACUCGGCCACGGUGAGCAUUGAGUACGUGGACCCGCAGUCGAACCUGACGGUGUGGAGCGUGACCGAGAGCGGCCGCUUCGGCGACAGCUCGCUCAGGGAGGAGAGGCAGGGCCUGGUGGGCGUCCCGCGCGCUCCCGCGGAUGCGGAGGGCUGCGCGCCCGACACGCGCUUCGUGGCGCCCGGCGCCCUCGGCAACGCGCCCUGGGUGGCGCUGGUGGCGCGAGGCGGCUGCACCUUCAAGGACAAGGUGCUGGCGGCGGCGCGGAGGAACGCCUCGGCCGUGGUGGUCUACAACCAGGAGCGCUACGGGAACGCCACCGAGCCCAUGUCCCACGCGGGAACAGGCAGCAUAGUCGUCAUCAUGAUUAGCUACCCAAAAGGACGGGAGAUUUCUGAUCUGGUGCAAAAAGGAAUUCCAGUGAAAAUGAGCAUAGAGAUUGGUAGUCGUCAUAUGCAGGAGUUCAUCAGCGGUCAGUCUGUGGUGUUUGUGGCCAUUGCCUUCAUCACGAUGAUGAUUAUCUCAUUAGCAUGGCUAAUAUUCUAUUAUAUACAGCGUUUCCUAUAUACUGGCUCACAGUUUGGAAGUCAGAAUCAUAGAAAGGAAACUAAGAAGGUUAUUGGCCAGCUUCCACUACACACUGUGAAGCAUGGAGAGAAGGGAAUCGAUGUUGAUGCUGAGAAUUGUGCAGUGUGUAUUGAAAGUAAAGUCAAAGAUGUUAUCAGAAUCCUGCCAUGCAAGCAUAUUUUUCAUAGAAUAUGCAUUGACCCAUGGCUUUUGGAUCACCGAACGUGUCCAAUGUGUAAACUUGAUGUCAUCAAAGCCCUGGGAUAUUGGGGGGACCCUGAAGAUGCACAGGACCUACCCAUCCCAGAAGCUGCCCCAGGAAGUGUUUCUGUUGGGAAUCUGAGUGUGACAGUCCAAGAUGAGGAGAGGAGUGAAAGCAACCUUCCAUCAUCUUCCUCAAGCGAGUUUGGGCCACACCGCCCUUGUCUUAAAGAAGAUGCAGAGGAGGACACAGCAUUGCUAGGAGCCGGCAGGAGUGACCCUCAGCAUGGAGGAUCCAUCUGCUAGUGCCGUCUUCACUGACAGCCUCACCGACAGAGCCUUGGCUUGAAUACAGGACACUCAGUUUUCACUCUAGGGCAUAGUUUGUACACUUGAAAACAGUGGAUUCUAUUUUACUUUACCUUUCAGAUUCAGGUUUGAUAUACAAAGGGCUGAGAUAUUUUAUUCCUAAAAGACUUUAAUUAGCCUUCAUCUAUUUAUCUACUAAAGUAUGACGUCUAUCAUAAAUUUUGUUGUAUCAAAUUGUCACAGAGGUAUGUGGAGGGGUUGUUUCUGAGAACUAGACUAGCUUCUGUGGUACUAUAAAACAAGAUUCCUUUUCUCGGGCCUUUUAGACAAAGCUCACUCAGUUGAAUUGUGAAAUGUAGUUCCUUAUUGAUCACAUGAACUUUCCAUGAAGCAGACUCUAGAACCUGAAAAGUGAGAAAUCUUGCCAUGGGCAGUGGUACACACCUGCAAACUCAGGAGGCCGAGGCAAGAGGAUCUUGACUUCAAGCCUACCCUGGGCUACGUAGCAAGACUGCUACGUAAGGGGAGAGAGAAAUCAGCUGUCUUGUACUAUAUUGUCUAUAGAGACUUUAGAACCAUGCAUACCUUUUUAUUAUGUGGGAUUGUGAAAAGAACACUAGAUGAUUUUAUGAUUUGCAUUUUUACCUUUAUUGCCUAAUUUCUUUUCACACUUGGAAAGAGAAGGGAAUUUAUCCAUGUUUUUCUAACUGGCAAAAAUGCCAUAUUGCAUGUUAAAAAGCAUUAAAAUAGUGAUUCAUUAAGAAAAUCAAGUAGGCAUACUGUAAUGUCUCUAAAUGAUUAGUAUAUUUUGGUGGAUUUAAUCUUUACAAUUAAAAAUAUGUAAUUAAAAGUUUGAUCUUGUUGUUAAACUAAAAUAACAUUUUCCUAAUGAGAUUUUAAGCCGAUUCAA